This is a messenger RNA of Conger conger (European conger), 1657 nucleotides long. It is a transcript of the gene lypla2, whose product is annotated as lysophospholipase 2. Bases 158 to 853 code for a protein of 231 amino acids. The transcript is spliced from 10 exons. Gene Ontology annotation, cellular component: cytoplasm. Lineage: Eukaryota; Metazoa; Chordata; Actinopteri; Anguilliformes; Congridae. Gene Ontology annotation, molecular function: carboxylic ester hydrolase activity; palmitoyl-(protein) hydrolase activity. The record is from RefSeq and is a predicted model, not a curated record. Gene Ontology annotation, biological process: protein depalmitoylation.
AGUAAUUGAACGUGUUAAAAAAAAUAGCGCGGGCGUGUGGCAGGAGAAGCAGUGUGUGGGAACAAUGACCUCACUGCGCUCUAUCCCCGCCUCUCUUCGGCAACAGUAGCGGAAGUUCCGUCGCGAUCUGGGAUAGCAAGCGCACCCCUUACAGUGUAUGUGUGGCAACAACAUGUCUUCGCUGCUGCUUGCCGAGGCUGUGACUGUGUCCGGGCAGGAGAAGGAGACUGCUGCGGUGAUCUUCCUUCAUGGGCUGGGAGAUACAGGGCAUGGUUGGGCAGAAGAAUUGAGAAAGAAUAGGUUGCCAUAUGUGAAGUACAUUUGUCCCCACGCGCCUUCAAUGCCUGUCACUCUCAAUAUGAAAAUCUCCAUGCCGUCAUGGUUUGACCUGAUAGGAUUGAGUCCUGAUGCUCGUGAGGAUGAAUCUGGGAUUAAGAAAGCAUCAGAGAACAUUCUGGCCAUCAUCGACCACGAGGCAAAAAAUGGCAUCCCGCCCAAUCGGGUGAUGCUGGGGGGGUUUUCUCAGGGCGGCGCUCUCUCCCUCUACACUGCCCUCACCUGUCAGCAGCAGCUAGCAGGUGUGGUCGCUCUUAGUUGCUGGUUGCCACUUCACAAGACCUUCCCCCAGGCGGCGAGCGAGAGCAACAGGGAGAUGCCCAUCCUUCAGUGUCAUGGGGAAUCGGACCCCAUGAUCCCAGUGCGGUAUGGACAGCUCACCUCCACCAAGCUGAAGACCAUCGUUUCCCCUGAGAAACACAAAUUCAACACCUUCCCUGAUCUUAUGCAUUGCUCCUGUCCUGAGGAGAUGGUGAUGGUGAAAGAGUUCAUUGAGGAGCAUCUGCCCAAAAUCUGACCUCACCUCACUCCCGCUGUGACCGCAGACAGUGACCACUCACCCCUGACCUGCCAUUCUCCCCAUAGGAAACAGCCAUGAGCACCCCAUAUAGAUCUCACAUACACUCUCACACACAAAUAUCUAUGAACAGAUUGACAUCCUCAAACUGUGAACAUGUUGACUUUACAUAUAGUAAUGCGUCAAAGCCUUUCUUUUAACACAGGCUCGCAUGAAUUCAAAUUUGACAUAAAACUCCCAAAACUCAUCUGAAACACUGUAAACCCUUUGUAAACGCACAUUGUCAAAACACACUGAAGCCUGCGCUCAAUAUUAACAGCGCAAGUUUUGCAGUCUUACAAGCGAGAGUGGACUUCAGUACACUUCUCUCCACUUUCCUCUCCGUCAGCCUUUCCUUGCUCUUUCUGCCUCUCUCCUUCGUGCUCUCUUUUUCUCACUCGCUCUCCCUGGACACUCGCAACCUCUCAUGCUGUGCGUGUCAGUAAGUGGGUCAGUUUAGAGGAUGCUUAUUUCAUCUUCUCCUUUAUCAGUGGAACUAAGUAUUACUAGCAUUUCCCCCUUAUUAAACAGAAAGCAUUGGGAUGGACCCUCUCUGAUCUGGAGAGCUCUGUGUGUUCUGGUCCUGUCUGGAGUGACUCAGGCUGUUCUGUUCCGCAUGAUUUACCCACAGUGCCCUGCUGCCGCAGCUGUGGUCCCCUGCUCGGGUCCUGGUGCUGAAUCUCCUGCACUUGGGUUCCCCUGCUUGUGCAAGGUUUCUCAGACUAUAAAACCUCUUAAUGAAUUCAAAUAAAGGAAUUAAUGGAU